Molecule: messenger RNA, 627 nt
Organism: Ogataea philodendri
Lineage: Eukaryota; Fungi; Ascomycota; Pichiomycetes; Pichiales; Pichiaceae
Exons: 1
Coding region: 1-627 (208 amino acids)
Source: RefSeq, a predicted model, not a curated record
AUGAGAUCGCUAUAUUGUCCGUGGAUAUCGCCCACAAUCUUGACUGGGGCGCUUAAUUCCAGGAGUGUUGGUUGGCUGAGGAAGAUUUCCCGUGCGGUGGAGCAAAUCAUCUGGAUUUCGGUGUUUUUGAGGCAGAUAGCCUUGGUCCGCUUGCCGGAAUACCCAGCGUCCAAUAGUCGUUGGAUCAGGUCCUCGAUGUCCAGGGUGACCGACUCCUGUGUAGAUGCAAAUUCCACGGGUCUGGACGAGCCGGACUUGAAAGACGUGGACAGUGGCGACGGCUGUGGGUCGGGGAUAUCUAUAGAUUGCGACUGGUUGGGCACUGCGGAGGCCAACGACGAGGACGAAUUCACCCUUAAAAUCGGCGACUUGGGGGCCACAGAUAACAUGCUGGGCGGAACAUCGAUCGACAGGUUGUUCAUGUCUGCGGACAGCUCAUUCAUGCUCUUUGUUGAGUUUCGUCUGCUCAUCACCGGAGACGACGAAACGGUCUUAAAGCUAGCGUUCUCACUCACAGACCGACGAGACCGGAUCGAGCGACCGCUCUUGACGGACGUCGACGUGUCUGUUCUGGAAAAUUGCGGGUUUUUCGAUUUCGAUGGUUCGUUACCCAUUAUAAUUGUAUAA